AGGCCAAGCUGCGGUGGUGUGACUCUUAAUACUGUACAGUUUUAGUUGAAGCUUUGAGAAGAGAAUGGAUGUGGUCAGUGUUGGUGGGAUUGUCACUGAUAUUUACAGUUUCUGUCCCACAUUCCCCAAGCCUGGAGAGAGUGUCUGCGCUCGUUACUGCACAAUGGGAUAUGGUGGCAAGGGGGCAAACCAAGCCGUCAUGGCAGCAAAGUUAGGGGCAAAGUCUGCUCUAAUUGGAAAGGUUGGGGAUGAUGUUUUUGGGAAAAUGCAUUUUGCUGGAUAUGAAGAGGCUGGUCUGAAUUCAGACUUUGUCUUCACAACGAGUGAAGCUGGGACAGCCCUGGCAUGUGUUAUGGUACGAGAUGAUGGUAUGAACUGCAUAUCUGUAGCUUAUCAGGCAACACUCCUGCUGAACAAAGACGAUAUUCAAAAAGCUGAAGACAUGAUCAAAUCUGCCAAAGUUGUCAGCUGCCAAUUAGAGACAACCCAUGCAACGACGCUUGCUGCUCUGAAAGUGGCAAAGAAACAUGGAGUGACAACUGUCCUCAACGCUGCACCUCCAAGUGCCGAACCUUUGUGCGAGGAGAUGUUCACUGUCUCUGAUAUCUUCUGUACGAACGAAACUGAGACUGAGACGUUUACAGGAUUGCCUGUUGCCACAGUGGACGAAGCCAAAAUGGCCACAAAAUUUCUCCUUGGGAAAGGAUGCAAAUCUGUGAUAGUGACCCUUGGUGAGGGAGGGUGUGUCUAUGCUAGUCUGGAGGAGAAAGAACCCAAACAUCUUCCAGCAAAGAAGGUCAAGGCCGUGAAUACUACUGGUGCUGGCGAUGCAUUCAUUGGUGCUCUGUGUUUCUACAUUGCUAAGUACAGCCACCUGAGCUUCGGGGAGAAGAUUCGGAGGUCGGUGGAGAUUGCAACGAUUAGUGUCCUGUCACAAGGGACCCAAACAAGUUACCCUCUUGCAAAGGACUUGCCCAAAGAACUUUUGGAAUAACUGUGGACAACUGGCAAUAGAUCUAGUCAUGGAAUUUCCCCAGAGUUUAUAAACUGGUACCGACUGUACUGAGCAGAACUAUAUUGGACCAGAUCACAGUUUCAUUCUUGAAAUGGUGCUGGAUGUUUUUGUGUUGUAAAAACUUCCAUGAAAUACAUUUUACAAUUAAACUGCUGUUGACAAA
Molecule: messenger RNA, 1178 nt
Organism: Lineus longissimus
Lineage: Eukaryota; Metazoa; Nemertea; Pilidiophora; Heteronemertea; Lineidae
Product: ribokinase-like
Exons: 8
Coding region: 65-994 (309 amino acids)
Biological process (GO): D-ribose metabolic process
Molecular function (GO): ribokinase activity
Source: RefSeq, a predicted model, not a curated record